AUGACAACUACUGUAACUGGCAAGGACCCAGGGGAGACCAUUCAGAAGUGGACUGCUGAGCUGAGACAUGAGAAAAGGUUUAGAUGUACCUUCCAGGUUGAGGAUGCUGAUGCAAGUAACGUCACGACCACACAAACACUCAUCACUGACCUUCUGUCUGGGAACCAUGUUGAUGAAGAGAUCCAGGUUGACCGCAGAGAUGUCCACGUUUCACAUAUAGAUCCUGGGAGCUGCCAUAAGGACACCCAUGAGAGUUUCUGGGGCGUGUAUAAAUGGCCAAUCACAGAGGUCCAGAUGACAAAAACUAUGAUCUGUGAGAAGAACCGUGGAUCAAGGGCUUCCAGGAAAUGUGAGUUAGAUGGAGUGACUGAGAAAGCCAAAUGGGCUAAGCCAAACCUGAAGGCAUGCAAGCCGGUAAUCACCAUCUCUGAUCUGGAUAAAGUCACCGUCACAGCAAACAACUCAGCAGAUGUGGUGGACAUGAUUAAGAACCUCCUGGGUGAUGAGGGGGACCUGAGUGACUCUCAGGUGGCCACCGUGGUCCAGAAGCUGGAUGAGGUUCUGUGGGUCAGCACAGUGACCCCUCAGCUCGGCGGGGAUAUUGUCAACAUCAUCGCUGACAUCCUGGUGUCCAAUUCUGACCUGUCAGCGGUCGCCAACGAAAUUCUGGGUAUCACAGACAGCAUUGGGGACCAGAUGGAUUUCCCUGAGGAGUCACUAAAUGUGACCGUCCCUUCCCUGGCCCUCUCCAUGAUCAACGUAGAUCCCGAGCAGUUCCAGGGCCUCACGUUUGGUGUCUCCUCGUUUUCGACUGGCCUUGAUCCAGAGACCUUUGUCAACCAGACAUUCCUGAGUCGGCCUUGUGAUGGCACAGUCGCGUCCAUCUCCCUUCCGCAGUCCCUUCACAACUUCUUCCCCCAGGGAAACAAAAAAAAGAGAGUUCAGUUCCACUUCUAUGGCAUACAGGAGCUUUUCAAGGACCCAGCAAUCAACUGGACGCUGAAUAGUUAUGUGGUGUCUGCCAGUGUCAACAACAGCAAUGUCAGCAACCUCAGGGAUCCCGUGGUGGUGACACUUCGUCACCUCAAGCCUAAAGAGAAAAACGACAAGGUGGAGUGUGUAUACUGGGACUUCCAGAAGAACAAUGGGAGCGGUGGAUGGGACAGCAACGGCUGUGAGACACUUCCAACCACCUCCGCUUAUCAGACCACCUGCCAAUGCUACCACCUGACCCAUUUCGGCGUGCUCCUGGAUGUGUCCAGGACUCCUAUCAGUGAGGCUGACCAGGAGAUCCUGACGGUCAUCUCUUACCUGGGCUGUGGUGUGUCCUCCAUCUUCCUGGGCAUCAGCCUACUCACCUACGUGGUCUUUGAGAAGCUGCGUAGCGACUACCCAUCUAAGAUCCUCAUCAACCAUUCUGUGGCUCUGCUGGGCCUGAACCUAGUCUUCCUGCUGGACUCCUGGCUGUCCUCCUUCGGCAGCUACGGUCUCUGCAUCAGCACGGCAGCCACGCUGCACUACUUCCUGUUAGCCUCAUUCACCUGGAUGGGCAUGGAGGCCGUCCACAUGUACUUCGCUCUGGUCAAGGUCUUCAACGUCUAUGUCCCCUUCUACAUCCACAAGUUCUGCGCCCUCGGCUGGGGCAUUCCUCUGGUGAUUGUCUGCCUGGUCCUGGCCAUAGAGAAGGAUGCCUAUGGCAGUGUUCUAUCUGAGGCCUCGCUUGACUCUCUACAGGGCUCUGAGCCAUUCUGUUGGAUACAGAGUAAUGUUUUCUUCUACGUCACGGUCGUGUCGUUCGUGCUGCUGGUCCUGGUUUUUAACGUGGUCGUGUUCAUUGUGGUUCUGGUCCAAAUUCGCCACAUGCAGACCAAUAAGCCUGCAACAACAGGAAACAAGCACUGUGCCAUGCAUGAUUUGAGAGCGGUGGCCAGUCUCACCUUCCUAUUGGGUCUCACCUGGCCAAUAGCCUUCUUUACCUGGGGACCAGCCAGGGUCCCUAUGCUCUACCUCUUCUCUGUCCUCAACAGUCUGCAAGGGUUCUUUAUCUUUGUCUUCCACUGCCUGAUGAAAGAGAAUGUGAGGAAGCAGUGGAGGAUCCAUCUGUGCUGUGGCCGAUUCAGGCUCAAUGACUACUCAGAUUGGAGCCGCUCCAUGACGAUGGGCAGCAAGACCAAGCAGAACCAGCUGGUGCAUCGCUCUCCAUCUGUCAAGUCUGUCAACACCUCCUCUAGGAAGAUCUCUGAUGACUCCACUACAGCUAGCUGUAGCUCUGGCACACCCUACCAACAGGGGGCCUAG
This is a messenger RNA of Salvelinus namaycush (lake trout), 2298 nucleotides long. RefSeq names its product adhesion G protein-coupled receptor G4a (gene adgrg4a). Gene Ontology annotation, molecular function: G protein-coupled receptor activity. Bases 1 to 2298 code for a protein of 765 amino acids. Gene Ontology annotation, cellular component: membrane. NCBI's taxonomy places the organism in Eukaryota, Metazoa, Chordata, Actinopteri, Salmoniformes, Salmonidae. The record is from RefSeq and is a predicted model, not a curated record. Gene Ontology annotation, biological process: cell surface receptor signaling pathway; adenylate cyclase-activating G protein-coupled receptor signaling pathway. The transcript is spliced from 16 exons.